This is a messenger RNA of Nelumbo nucifera (sacred lotus), 2209 nucleotides long. RefSeq lists its product as uncharacterized. The record is from RefSeq and is a predicted model, not a curated record. Gene Ontology annotation, molecular function: S-adenosylmethionine-dependent methyltransferase activity. NCBI's taxonomy places the organism in Eukaryota, Viridiplantae, Streptophyta, Magnoliopsida, Proteales, Nelumbonaceae.
UUAUUACUCUCUCAUCUCAUAUAGCUAUAUUUCAUGCUUAUGGGAAUCUCUCAGUAUCCCUAGAUCCACCCGUCUCUCGCUUCUCUCGUCCUUCCCUUCCCCCCUUUGGCCUUGGAAGAAACCCUAGAGCGAGUAAUGUAGGGACUUGGGAGGGCUUUCUGCUUCACCAUCUGAAAUUCACCUCCUCUUCUUUGCUUUGGUGGAUCUCUCCAAGGAGGAAUGUAGAGACUUCAAAAAAUGCAAUCUCGUCCGCUGAAGAUGGUUCCAAUCUGGUACGAUUCAAUGCCGAAAAGGAUUCCGAGGAGGGUCUGGUUAGGGUUCCAAAAAUCUCUGGGCGUCCUCGUGGGUGGAAAUCACACCUCCUCCAGGUUUUGCACUCGCUAAUCUCUCACAUUCUACUUUUGUCUGGCUUGAUUUCGUAUUCUCUUCUAGAUCUACUAUUGUUUGCUUCCAACCUCGAUUUUAUCUUGCCGAGACCCACCUAUCGCUGAUCGAGAUAGUUUCUGGUCACUCUCCGGUAAUCCUUCUCCAAAGAUCUGGUUUCUUUAUGCAUUGUCUGUCAGAAAUUAAGGAGAAAGCAAUGGCUUUUGAGUAUUUGAAAUUGCAAUUCUUCCAUGGAUCCUUAGUUAGACGGGUGCUGCUUCGUGUUUUAUUUUUCGCAACGGUUAUAACUAUCUUACCGUUCCUGCACUUCUUUCACGAUGACGCGGAGCCACUUGGCCUCUUUGUUCCCAACUCCAAUGACUGUUCCCGUGAUAUUGCUGGUUCCACUUAUUUGUUUCCGGAACGGUUUCUGAAGCCUGUGUACCCUUUUAUAUUGCCGCCAUCGGCGUCGUGCAAAGAGAACGUAAAUUUCACAGUUGAUCUGUUUAGAGAGCUGAUUGGGAAGAAAUUGUUGAAAUAUGGUGCAAAAGCUCUCUGUGUUGGGGAAGGAUCAGAUUUGGCUGUUUCUGCUCUACGGGAAUUAGGGUUCCCAGAUGCUCUUGGUGUCGAAAGACACUUGUUUUUCUCUCUGAUGAGGAAAAGUUUUACUUACGAGCUGGAGUUCAAGGACAAUUCUUUCGAUUUUGUUUUUUCCAGAGCUCUCGAUAGGGUAUCUGUACCUGCUCUUCUCGUGCUCGAGAUUGAGCGUGUUUUAAGACCAGGUGGCGUUGGAUCUGUGCUUGUGGAUAUCACUAGUUCUAAUGCUGGUGGUCUGAUAAAAUCGGCUACCCCCAUUUCCUCCUUCCUGAAAAGUUCCAAUGUCAUCCAAGCGCGCAGAAUCAAUUACUUUACGCUGGUCGUAUUCAAGAAAAGAUUUGAGGGUGCCUGCUCUUUGAAAAACUACCAACUCCCUGAUGAAUGCCCUUCUGUUUCGAACAACAAGCCUUUCAUGGAAUGCUUAGAGCCUAUCGCUGAUGAAAAUGCAGGAGCUGAUAGAAAUAUUUCCUAUUUAUCGAGUUUCAUGGAUAUCUCUUCUAGGAACAAGUUAAUCUACAUUGAUGUAGGAGCAGGGGAAUCCAUAAAAUCCAGAAUUAUGAACGGCUCUCUAUCCUUCUAUCCCGCACAGUCUCGAGCCUUUAAUGUUUACAUUGUCGACCAUGAUAUAUCUGUCCUCUCUUCCUAUGUGAAGAAACCUGGUAUUACUUUUGUUUACCACCCAGGCUUGGCUGAGAAUAAGGUCACUGCUAAUCGUGUUAGAGAUUUGACCCCGUUGUCAGAUGAUGGAUUUGAUUUUCUUGUGUGGUUUAAAGACACUGUGACAGCUGAGGAUUUUGUGGUUCUAAGGAUGAAUGCGAGAGGGAUAGAGUUGAAGCUUCUCUUUGAAUUAUUUGAAAGCGGAGCCAUAUGCCUCGUUGAUGAACUUUUCCUUCAUUGCUCUGAGGGUGCUGAUGACCAAGGCUCUACCUCUACACACGGAGACUGCAACGGCCUCUUCGACGGCCUCAGAAGUAGUGGCUUGUUUGUUCAUCAAUGGUAAGCUACUAAGCUGGACUGGCUUCCCAUUACCAUUAUGAUUUGCAGUUACAAUCAACUAUGUUUACCUUCCUUAGUCCAACAUUGUCAUGUUGUAGUAUGGUGAUCUAUGUUAAAGGUCCUGUCAUUGUUCCGUUUGAAGUUGUUGACUCUUCUAUGCUUUUUUAUCGUUUGAACUACUAAAUAAAUUCCAUGGUAUGUAGGGAUAUAUUGUGUCUUAUUAUCUAUCAAAAAAAAGAUAUCUUGUGUCUUA